Molecule: messenger RNA, 2135 nt
Organism: Oryza sativa Japonica Group (Japanese rice)
Lineage: Eukaryota; Viridiplantae; Streptophyta; Magnoliopsida; Poales; Poaceae
Source: RefSeq, a predicted model, not a curated record
CUUCAGGUUCAGGAGAACUCGCGGCAUUGCUGCGAUCGUGAGUUCGUGACACCGGACGGAGGCGCGCACUUGAUCGGCGCUCCCAUCUCCAGGUCGAAUUCGAUUCCGCCGCGGCGAACCAAGCGCAUGCAUGUGUGAAUCUUCACCGUCUUUGCAUCAUGGCCAGAUGCAGCCGUCGCCGUCAUCACCUCGGGCACCGCCGCCGACGGCGGCGCAGGCGUCGGGGUACAAGCACUUCUGCAGAGUCUGCAACAAGGGGUUCACGUGCGGAAGCGCCCUAGGCGGGCACAUGAGGGCCCACGGCGUCGGCGACGGCGAUGGGUUGGGUGCCGAUGAUGACGACGACGACGACGACGAUUCGCUCGGCGAUGAGGCCGUGCGGCGUGCGCGCGGCGGGGCAGAUGAUCCUUGGAACGCGGGCGGCCCGUCGUCGUCAGGGGCAGCGACACACGUCUACGAGCUCCGCACCAAUCCUAACCGGGUCACGAGGAGCCGCCAGGUGUGCAAGAACUGCGGGAAGGAGUUCACGUCGUGGGAGCAUUUCCUCGAGCACGGCAAGUGCAGCUCCGGCGAGGACGACGACGACGAGGACGACGUGGAUCACUCGCUGCAACCGUGGUCGCCUUCGCCCGAGGCCGACGGCGAAGAGGAUUCUGCACCGGCCGCCGGUUGGUUGAAAGGGAAGCGCUCGCGUCGCUGCAAGGGCACAGGAGUCGAUUUGUCACCGACACCCUCAGCGUGCGCUGCCGGCGAGGAGGAGGACCUGGCCAAUUGCCUGGUCAUGCUCUCGUCGUCCAAGGUAGAUCAGGCAGGCGUCACUGAAGCAGAACAACGGUCAUCUUCUUCCGCGAGUAAGGAACAUAAGAGACUGAUCACGUUCAUGGAGCCGACGACGUAUGUACUGGAUACAGUGAUGGCGCUUCCCCCGCCGGCGCCGGCGCCACAGUAUGUCUCGACCGUGCCUCGAGGCAUGUUCGAGUGCAAGGCGUGCAAGAAGGUUUUCUCUUCUCACCAAGCUCUCGGCGGGCACCGUGCCAGCCACAAGAAGGUGAAGGGCUGCUUCGCUGCCAAGCUGGAGAGCAACGCCGCAGAGGUGGCUGAGCCAUCACACCAUGCAGAGGUCGCUGAUCGGAGCGAGGACAAUCCCGCCAAGGCCACUUCUGAUGCCAGGAGGAACGUGCACGCAAGCAUCGACGGUGAUGGAAACGCCGGCACGAGCGAUGCCGCGGCAGAACUGUCGAUGGCCAUCGUGCCCAUAGAACCGCCGGUCGCCGCGCUCGCCGCUGCACCGUUGAAGAAGAAGGGCAAGAUGCACGAAUGCUCGGUCUGCCAUCGACUGUUCACCUCCGGGCAGGCGCUUGGAGGCCACAAACGGUGCCACUGGCUGACGUCAAGUUCGGCGGAUCACACCGCCUCAGUCCCACCCCUAGCCGACGACCUUGUCCCGCUCUCGUUCCGGCCAAUGUUGGACGCACCGGAGCCCGCUCUCGACCUCAGCAUCGCGGCGAACCCGCCACUGCUGGCCUCGGCCGCAACAGUCCGUCCGAAGGUCGGCGGCAGCUCGUUUCAUCUCGACGCGCCACCACCGGUAUACAUCCCAUCGUCGCCGGCGAUACCCAGCCAACGGAACAAGGCUACCGCGACAACCGGCAGCCAGAACGCCAACGACGCGGUCGGGUUAAGCACCGCCGCAGCAGAGGACGAGGCGGACAGCACCACCGUCAAGAGAGCGAGGCUUAGCGAUCUCAAGGACGUGAGCAUGGCAGGGGAGACGACACCGUGGCUGCAAGUCGGCAUUGGCUCCUCGUCUCGCGGGGGUGCUGAUGAUAACGACAAGGAGUGAUUGAUCUGCGAAUUGAUCAGUACAUACAUAUAUACUGUUACAUUAUUUCCAUGCGUUUGCAAUUGCAUAUAUGUUGUUCGCAUGAGCAUAUAAGUAUUUGCCUUCUUUUUUGUGACUUUUUCUUUUCUUUUAGACUUGUAGGUUUUUUUUUCUUCUCAAGAUAGUGAGUAUGUUUUACAAAGAGGUAACAUAUGAAUUUGGGAAGAGGCAGUAGACUUGUAGGAUUUUUUUUUCUUCUGAAGAGAAGCAAGUAGUGAGUAUUUUUUCACAAGAGGUAAUGUAUUAAUCUGUC